Durusdinium trenchii is the source of this 471-nucleotide messenger RNA. The record is from the annotation of a GenBank genome assembly. Lineage: Eukaryota; Dinophyceae; Suessiales; Symbiodiniaceae.
AUGCUCUUCACUCCUCCAGGUCUCAUUCAGAUCUUUCACUUCUUGCAUACUUUGUUUCAUCAUGGGCAGAGUGGCUUUGCUUUGCUCACCAACAUCCUAACUGCCCUGGGAACGCUGGUUCGAAUCUACUUUCUGGUGAUGCUUUGCAUAAGUCCCGUGGACCAGAGGAUGUUCCUGCUGAAGAUCAUUACUAAACUUGUGGCCGCCACAUAUAUUCCAUUGGCACUUGUUGUGGCGGUCAUGAGCCAUUAUUUCAAGGAGAGAUUGUUGAUCGCACUGAAGAUUGUUUUUCUGUGUUUUCACUUGACCUUGUUCGUCACCUUCUUUUUCGCUUUGCUGGGCAUCCCGGGCACUUUGAAGCUGCCAGGUGGCCGCUGCAUGUUGCACUACAUCCUGGCAAGACAAGGUACUUUUGAGAGAUACACGGAGAUGCAACGGCAAGAUUCCAUCACCAGUAGCGAGGAGGAUUGA